AUGUCCGUUGACAAGAUCUCGGUAUUCGAUGAUCCGCGGGUCGAGCGGCGUUCUGCCAGUCUGAAUGGCAAGAAUUACGGCUAUCUCUACAGCGAGCCCGAGUCGGGCAAUUACAGAGCGACUAUUUUUCUUCUUCAUGGCUUCCCCGACUUGUCGAUGGGAUGGCGAUACCAGAUCCCCAUGUUAAGACGGAUGGGCCUGCGAGUUGUUGCGCCGGAUUGCUUAGGAUAUGGACGAACAGAUGCCCCAGAAAACAUCGCCUUGUAUUCACAUAAAAGCUGCGCCGACGACAUCAGGGAACUAGGAUCUCAACUCGGAGCAUCGCAGAUCAUUCUCGGCGGUCAUGAUUGGGGCGCCGCCCUCGCCUACCGAGUCGCCCUCUGGCACCCCGAUUUCGUCUCGCACCUCUUCACCGUGUGCGUGCCGUACGCGCCGCCGCAGAAGAAAUUCUUCCCGCUCGAGGAAAUGGUGAAGAAAGUGGCGCCGCACUUCUCGUAUCAGCUGCAGUUCAGCAGCGGGGAGCUAGAAGAGCCGACGCGCUCGAAGGACGGCAUUAAGAAGUUUCUCUCGGCGCUGUAUGGCGGGCGCACUCCGGAGAAGGAGUUCGUUUGGGACGCGGAGCUAGGCAUUUCCGUUGAGCGGAUGGAGAGGAUUUUGCCGUCGAGGUUGUUGAGUGAGGAGGAACUCGAAUACUACGCCACAGAAUUCUCGCGCCACGGACUUCACGCUCCCUUCAACUGGUACCGCACGCGUGAAAUCAACUACAAAGAAGAGCUCUCGAUCUUAGACCAACGCAUCACGGCGCCCGUGCUCUUCAUCCAGGCGCUCCGGGAUGCCGCCCUCCCGCCUCGUCUGGGCCGCGGCAUGACGAAGACAAUCCCGCACUUGACGUUCAAGCAGGUUAAUACGUCGCAUUGGGCGCUGUGGGAGCAGCCUGCGGAGGUGAAUGAGAUGAUUGCCUGGUGGUUGGAGGAGGUAGUGUUUACGGAUCCGAGGGUCGUGAAGUUGUAGGUUCUCUCAGUGGGGGGUUCUAGAUUGGGUGGUGGAGUUCAGCUGUGCUGGGCUUUGUAUUGUACUGGGUUGUGCUGUGGUGAGCAUAGCCUCGGAAGGUUGGUUGGGGGCUAUGCGAGGGUAAAUUUGAUAUUUUGCUGGGACGAGCUGGCUCGUUUCAGAUGUUUUCAUUGGUUUUGGGGAAGAGUAGAAGGCCUGUGUAUGGAGGUAGUAGAGGAUUAAAUUGUGUGAACUAUAU
Molecule: messenger RNA, 1249 nt
Organism: Aspergillus steynii IBT 23096
Lineage: Eukaryota; Fungi; Ascomycota; Eurotiomycetes; Eurotiales; Aspergillaceae
Product: alpha/beta fold hydrolase
Exons: 7
Coding region: 1-1011 (336 amino acids)
Molecular function (GO): catalytic activity
Source: RefSeq, a predicted model, not a curated record